This is a messenger RNA of Salvia miltiorrhiza (redroot sage), 667 nucleotides long. RefSeq lists its product as uncharacterized. The transcript is spliced from 2 exons. Lineage: Eukaryota; Viridiplantae; Streptophyta; Magnoliopsida; Lamiales; Lamiaceae. The record is from RefSeq and is a predicted model, not a curated record. The coding region runs from base 50 to 667 and encodes 205 amino acids.
AGGGGAAAAUGGAUUAAGAACUAGGCAUCAUCUUUUUCUUGAGGAUCAAAUGAAGGUGGCCAUUCCAGGAAUUACACUUGUUGCGGAACCCCACAUAAAAUCAAUGGUUCACGUGUGGAAGAGGCAAUAUAGUUUCUUGUCGGGACUUAUAUCAAAGAGUGGAAAUAGCUGGAACCCUAUUCAAAAAAAGGUUGAAUGCACAAAAGAAUCUUGGGAUGAAAUGUACAAGGGCUAUACACCAAUGAGGAACAAGAUGGAUGACCCUUGGCCAUUUUAUGAAGAUUGGAUUGAAAUAUUUGGCAAAGAUAGGGCCACAGGUGAUAAUUCCAUCAACUUUGGUGAAGCUGCAAAUGGCGUUUUGAACAAUGUGAAUGAAGCUUUGAGCAAGGACACUGUGAAUGAAGCUCUAAACAUCAAUGCAGAGAUUAGUGAGUUUAAUGAGACAGAUCUCGAUAAGGUAAAUGAAGACUUUCUACCAACAGGAGAUGAUUGUGAUACUGCAAGUGGAAGUGGCUCAAACCUUGUAAGAAAGAAGCGUAAAGCCGUGAGUUCAAUAUGUGAAGAUGCUUUUGUGGAAGUAGUCUCAAACUUUGUAAAAAAAACAGAUGAGACUCUUGUUCAAAUGGUUCAAAGUUUGGCCCCUAAGGGCAUGUUUGAUAUUGGCUAA